AUGAUUUUUGAUGGAAUUGAACACGUAACAGAUGAAAAAAUAGAGGGUGAAGCGGAGGAUCAGUCGGCAACUUUGAUUUUGAGAAGUCCUGAAGGAGAGGAGGAGGAGGAAGAAGAAGAGGAGGAAGAGGAGGAAGUCGAAGAUGCUAAGAUGGCCAAAAAAUCAAUCUUGAAAAAUGAAACGAAAAAGAAAUCUUUCUUCGAGGAGGAUGAUGGUUUGGAAAAGGUUGCAAUGCUGAGGAGCAGAAAAAUGAAGAAUCAAUUCGAUUUCAGGGACAGAGCCACACAGACUUUCUACAUGAGGCCCAAGGACAAAGAAUGCAUAACAGAGGAGACUCCAACUGAGACGUAUGGAGGAACCGUCACGCAGUGGAACAUUUAUGACGCCUACAUCAAGAACUGGGAGGAGAUGGAAAAAGACAAAGAAAAGCUUAGAGAUAGAUCAAAAUUGGUUCACAGGAGAGACAAGAAAGCUGAUGCUUCUGGACAUUUUGAGCAGUCUUCAAACUUCGUGGAUCACAUCAUUCCUAAUUUGAAAAUCAUUGAAAGAAUGAUCCAAUUGAACAUUUAUAAUGACAUUGCCUAUGGUAUUUUGAAGAUGCAGCAGACGAGUACAGAAUUCCAUACGGAACAUUGCUACCUCUCUGGCGGUUUCAUUACAAAACUUCUAAAAAACUUGUGGUUACGUCACUUUGUUGGAACUCUAGAUAUCCCGACAUGUUCGGUGUGGGACUUGGAUCAUGUGAGGCAACCGUUUUUCUCAAAUCGUUCCGAUAAUAAAAGAUUUUCACCAGCUAGAUUGUAUCAUUUUCAAUUUCCGGCAGAUAACUUUUUGGCUCAGUCAACUGGUCUCAUUGUUUUUUAUAGCCUGAUCAAUCCUUCUUAUCCUGAAUUUUCAUACCAUUUGGAGUCAGGAGUCAUGAGUCUUGAUAUUAGCAGCAGCAACACCUACCUCGUUGUCGUCAGAUGGUUGGGACUGAAUCUGUACGACAAUUUGACGUUUGCAUCCAUAUCAUCUGAUGGUCAGGUGCUUCUUUGGGCUGUUUCCAAGAACCAGUUGCAGCCUCAAAAGUUGAUGACGAUAGACUUCGUUGAUUAUCCUGUACCGGAGGUGGAAGGCACUCACAUCGAAAUAUGCAGUAAAUCUUAA
Messenger RNA from Helobdella robusta, 1149 nucleotides. RefSeq lists its product as hypothetical. Gene Ontology annotation, biological process: cilium movement; outer dynein arm assembly. Gene Ontology annotation, cellular component: outer dynein arm. The transcript has 9 exons. The coding region runs from base 1 to 1149 and encodes 382 amino acids. The record is from RefSeq and is a predicted model, not a curated record. Lineage: Eukaryota; Metazoa; Annelida; Clitellata; Rhynchobdellida; Glossiphoniidae. Gene Ontology annotation, molecular function: dynein heavy chain binding; dynein light chain binding.